AUGGUUCCAAGGAAAACAAAGUCAAAAAUUAAGAAAAGUAUGCCCAAGGUCGUAAGCACUUCAGGGACAUUUAUCACUGAGAGGGAGCAGUACCUGCAGAAGGAAUAUGGCAUCCUGACAGAGCACAUCAAUACGUACACACAGCGCAUGGAACAUUUCCAGAGUGAAAAUGAGUUCCUGAACAAGGAAGCCCAGCAGAUAAGAGAGAAUAGUAAAGCCUACCUGGCCUAUUUAGCCAAGCGCACCCUCCGAUGCCAGAAUGCCAUAAUUACGUUGAAUGACCAGAACCGCUCAGACCUUGCACAUGUCCUGAAGCAGAAGGAAGAGCUGACUUCACAGUACACAGACAAGGAGACAGAAGUGAGGAGCCAGCUGAUAGAGAUGGAGACCAAGUACUCCCUCAUGAACAAGGAAGUCGAAGAGCUCAAGCCCUUCAAGGAGCUGCAGUCAGAGCAGCUAAGCCGGAUCCGGGAGCUGGAGAAGGAGCUUCUAGCUAUGAGGAUCCAGCACUCAGAACAAAUGCACAAGGUCAAGAGCAAAUUCCUGCAUCUGAAGGCGGAAUAUGAGGUGGAGUCUCAUCAGAAAGUCCAAGCUCUGGCCAAGAAGGCUGAGAAGGAAGCAGUGCGCAGCCUCAUCCAACACACCAAGCAGGUGAAAGCUGAGAACUGGCAGCUACGCAACGAACUAUUGAACCUCAUCAAACGAGCUCAAGGCCUGAAAGCUAUCAUGCACCAGCUGAAAGAGCAGAAGGAGCAGCUCCUGCGUGAGCUCCAGUAUGGGCAAGACCUGGCACGCAUGCACCACUGGUUAAAGCAGCAAGGGGCUCCAAAGGCCAGCACCACUUGCAGUAGCUGCUGGUCACCCAAGGACAAGCUAAACUCCUCUCGGGUGACAAGUGCUCACAGGUUCAUCAACAAGAAUCUAGAAUCUCCCACAGGGCUCCAAGCAGCAGCAGAGAGCUUGCCACCACUUAGGAAUCCGAAGAGCGGAGAUGGAGAGCCAACUGUGACUGCAAGCAGGCAGUCUCAAAAGCAUGCCCAGCCUACAUGA
Messenger RNA from Rhineura floridana, 1050 nucleotides. Its product is annotated as coiled-coil domain-containing protein 166-like. The coding region runs from base 1 to 1050 and encodes 349 amino acids. The record is from RefSeq and is a predicted model, not a curated record. Lineage: Eukaryota; Metazoa; Chordata; Lepidosauria; Squamata; Rhineuridae. The transcript has a single exon.